CAAAUCAAACAAAUCAAAAUCUGUCACUUGUCUGUAUUAUACUUAAGGUUAAACAAAUACUGAUUACACGCUUCCGUGGAGGGAUUUUUCAUACUUAAACAUUUAGUUAUCCGCUCCUCGGUUUUAUGGUUGGUGAGCUAGAACAAAUCCAGCUGCCGCGGAUUGACCUGCCUCACAUCAUGGACUGCUCGUUCUUGCUGCUUUUCCGCAUUCUUAAUAAAGCUUUCAUGGCGCCAUAAUAAUGAUAAAAACAGCUCAAUCUGCAUUAAAAAUCAUCAUCACCUUCUCCAAUGGCGCUUCUCCGUGAUAUUUUUUAACAAGGAAAAAUUAUAAGGAAUUCCCCUUCAUUCUCUGUUUCUUCUUCCUUAAAUCCUUUUUGGGGCUAAACAAACAGGGGACUGGUGACCUGUCUCCAUCGACUUCUCUUGGGGGGAAAAGUAGUAAUUCUUCUUGGGUUGCUGCAAGAACCCAGCUUUAUUACCUUUCGUUGAUUUUGCUGUGGGAAAGGGGAAUUUUUGUUCAUUUCUGUUCCCUUCUCUUUCUUUUGUCUUUCUUUCUCCUGCGCCAGUGGCUAUGAAGUGGUUCCAUUAUUUCUCGAGCAGAGAGAAGAAGAAUGGAGGUGGAGGUGAAACAGCGUCGUCGCCACCAGCAGUCCCAAAAUCGGUUUCAGGGCGCUCGAAUUCUUCUUCGGUAUCCAUGUCGAAUUCGACUGAUCUUGACGUGAGAAGAUCUGGGUCGGAUUUCAAUUCCCAGAAUAUGUCCGAUUUCAGCACCGAAUCUUCUGCCCAGAACUCGUUCGCCGUAUUGUCUCAGAGGCGACAACAGCUGAUACAGAGUAGUAACCUCCGCGUGUUCACAUUCUCUGAGUUGAAGUCCGCCACCAAGAACUUCAGCAGAUCGCUCAUGGUUGGAGAAGGUGGGUUCGGCGGCGUCUACCGAGGGGUGAUCAAGAGCGCGGAAGAUCAUGGGAAGAAGAUUGACAUUGCUGUCAAGCAGUUGAGCAGAAGAGGGCUCCAGGGACAUAAGGAAUGGGUUACAGAAGUCAAUGUGCUGGGAAUUGUUGAACACGAAAAUCUCGUCAAGCUGAUCGGCUACUGUGCAGAAGACGAUGAACGAGGCAUCCAGCGACUAUUGGUAUACGAGUACAUGCCCAACAGGAGCGUGCAGGAUCACUUAACAAGUCGGUUUGAGACGCCUCUUUCCUGGGGAACAAGGAUGAAAAUUGCUCAGGAUGCAGCCAGGGGAUUAGCUUACCUACAUGAAGGAAUGGAGUUUCAGAUCAUUUUCAGAGAUUUCAAGUCAUCUAACAUUCUUCUGGAUCAAGACUGGAAUGCGAAGUUGUCAGAUUUCGGGUUGGCUAGGUUGGGGCCUUCAGAGGGUGUGAGCCACGUUUCUACUGCAGUUGUGGGGACAAUUGGGUAUGCAGCUCCUGAAUACAUUCAAACUGGACGUCUCACAGCAAAGAGUGAUGUUUGGAGCUACGGUGUUUUCCUGUAUGAACUCAUCACAGGCAGGCGUCCUUUGGACAGGAACAAGCCGAAGAAUGAACAAAAGCUGUUGGAAUGGGUGAGGCAACACCUCUCUGAUAUGAGGAAAUUCAGGCUCAUUCUGGACCCGAAACUGGAAGGAAAGUACGAUAUCAAGUCUGCCCAGAGACUUGCUGCAGUGGCCAACAGAUGCCUCAUGAGACAGGCUAAAGCACGCCCCAAGAUGAGUGAGGUUCUGGAGAUGCUUAACAAAAUCAUGGAUUCGGCACAACUUGGGACUAGUCCCCAACUCCCCAUGAAGAUGCUGAGAGAUCCAGAAUCUUCCAGACGAAUUCCUCGUCUGAACUUCAGCAUGAAGAUGGGAGACAAGGGAUGGUUCUGUUGGAGAAUACAGAGACCAAAGUUUCUGAGAACAUCACGAAAGGGAGUGAACUGAUUAUCAUCCUAGUAUUUUUGUUCAACUGACAUGAAUGGAUGGGUUGUGUUUGUGGUGAGCGAGGCAUUCGUACCUAUCUCUUGUAUGGGUAUUCUUCUCUGCUUAAGGGGUGAGAACUGUAACUGUAAAGGGUUUGUUACCAACGUUUUGGAGAGCAGCAGAAGAGUUUUUCCCUUUGCUAUUGCAGAAGUCUGGUUCCAUAGCCAACUCUUUCAUGCCCAUUUAUUAUGUCAACGCUGGAAUGUCUAACCAACCAUAGUUUCCUCGGACUCGGAAGAUGUUCAAGAGGACCUUAGCCUGUCAAUCAGCUGAACCCUCUUACUUUUAGCCAAAGUCAACUCCCUCCAGCAACUAUUCUGUCUGACGAAUACUCUGUUCUUGCUUCUACACUUUUAUAGUUACAAUCCACAUCAGACUCGGAUUUCUCAUGAUCAACAGCCUCAACUUCAUCAUUAGUGCUUCUCCGCCUCUUCAAACUUGGGUUGGAUUCCAUCAUCAAUUCAACAUACUUCUGCCUAACUAUCGACAAAGGAUGUCUCGCAAUAGCCGAUUCAUCGCGAAAAGCCUCCUUUAGAAUGGCUGUACGAGUCUUGUUCCUGAAAGACAAGUAAAAGAUAUGGGGAUGCCUUUCAAACGCCUUGUGCACUUUCUGCGGCAAACCGAAAUACUUCUUCAGGCACAAAAGCUUCUUUCUUUCAGCUGAAUGCUCUACAAACAAACAAAGCAACUCAUGAAGAAACCCCACAACCCUCUUCUCCGCAAUAUCACUGUCGGUAUCCAAGUAGGAGUAAUCCUCAUAUGGCGACACAUAUGGAAGUUUUUGAUACUCAAUGAGCCAAUCAGCUAUCUUCCUCUUAAGCCUCAAACCUUUAGAUGGAAAGAGUGGGAACUCUAAUGCCUCCAUCGGUUCUCCUGAAUAAACCCCUUGUUUCAUGGCGUUCGUUUGCAGGACAGAUAAAACUCUUCCUUGGCUCUCAACUGCUAAACCCUUCAGCCCACCUUCCAAAUCCACUAAUCUGAAAGACCCAUCAUCGAAUCUCUGCAGAUAAUCAUCAGGCAAACCUAAAUACCAACCCAUCCCUUGGAUGAUCUUCAAAGGCAAAUUAUGCUGGGGGCCAACAAAUUCCUCGAAGAUUGAUGGGUAUUGCCUAAAAAACCUAGCCACUUUGAUGUUCAGAUCAAAUUGCCGACCUUUCUUUGACACAUCAGAGAUGGGGAUGCAACCACUGGGGUUCCGAGCUAUGACGUUCUUCAGUGAAACAAUGCGUUUCAGCUCCGUGGACUUGUGAAUGUGCUCGAUUGAAUCGAAGUAGGGAUCUUUCUUCCAUUUCAUGGUCACUUGAACAUAGCUCUGAGUUUGCGUGUAAGAACAUUGGAGAUUUGGUGGGUAGGCAUCGUUAGCUAGCGGAAAUAUGGGAUUUAGGGAAGCGGAGAUUAGGGUUUUGAUGCAUUUGGACUUGGGGUUUUUGAGGAUCAUAUUCAUAUGGGUUGCAGAGAAAUCAGAUAGGAAUCUAGAAAAUCGGAUGCUAGAUAAGAUCUUGGCGAGUUUGAAAUUGGAGAUGGUCGCUUGCAAAGCCGAGAGCUAACUGCCAUAGGCACAUCGUCGGCGGGAAACGGAAGUUAAGUGGCG
Messenger RNA from Linum tenue, 3553 nucleotides. The record is from the annotation of a GenBank genome assembly. Lineage: Eukaryota; Viridiplantae; Streptophyta; Magnoliopsida; Malpighiales; Linaceae.